Molecule: messenger RNA, 642 nt
Organism: Micromonas pusilla CCMP1545
Lineage: Eukaryota; Viridiplantae; Chlorophyta; Mamiellophyceae; Mamiellales; Mamiellaceae
Exons: 2
Coding region: 1-642 (213 amino acids)
Cellular component (GO): membrane
Source: RefSeq, a predicted model, not a curated record
AUGUCGCAGCAGCAGAAGGUGCUCGGGUACGGCAUCGGCGGCGCGAUGGCGAUGCGCGCGGCGAUGAUUGUCGCGGGGUACGAAGCCAUCACGAACUUCAAGCCCAUCCUGCUCGUGUUCGCGGGCAUCCUCAUCUUCUCGUCGUACAAGCUCAUCGCGGAGGAGGAGGAGGAGGAGGAGGACAUGUCUCAGAACGCCAUCGUGAAGUUCGCGUCUUCGCUGGUUCCCGUGAGCGACGAGUACGACGGCGACAAUUUUUUUACGCUCGUCGACGGCGUCAAGACGGCGACGCCGCUGCUGCUGUGCCUCGUCGUGAUCGAGCUGUCGGACGUCGUGUUCGCCGUGGACUCCAUACCCGCGGUGUUUGGCGUGACGCAGGACCCGCUGAUCGUGUAUUCGAGCAACAUAUUCGCGAUUUUGGGGUUACGGAGCCUCUACGCAUUCGUCGCGACGAUGGUGGCGGAGCUGGAGUACCUCCAAACCGCCGUCGCCGCGGUGCUCGGGUUCGUCGGGCUGAAGAUGGUUGCGGAUUUCGGAGGGGUGCACGUGAGCACGACCGCGUCGCUGGCGGUCGUCGUCGGGAUGUUAGGGGCGGGGGUCGCGUUGAGUCUCGCGAAGAAGGGGGACGACGACGAGGCGUAG